Drosophila ananassae is the source of this 1986-nucleotide messenger RNA. It is a transcript of the gene Pdha, whose product is annotated as pyruvate dehydrogenase E1 component subunit alpha, mitochondrial. NCBI's taxonomy places the organism in Eukaryota, Metazoa, Arthropoda, Insecta, Diptera, Drosophilidae. Gene Ontology annotation, cellular component: intracellular membrane-bounded organelle. Gene Ontology annotation, biological process: pyruvate decarboxylation to acetyl-CoA. The transcript has 5 exons. The record is from RefSeq and is a predicted model, not a curated record. Gene Ontology annotation, molecular function: pyruvate dehydrogenase (acetyl-transferring) activity. The coding region runs from base 213 to 1595 and encodes 460 amino acids.
CUGUUAUGGUCCCACUGGGCACACUGGAACGAAGUUGUGUUGUGCAAUAGAGUUGAUAAACGAAACUGGGUUCUAUUUUUUUUAUUGUUUAACUUACAACGACGCCCGGCGGUGCGACUGAGACGGCAAAUCCAGCGUGCGAUCCAUCCUAAAAAAAUAUAUAGAAAUUAAAUCCCAGUUGAAAAGAUAUAUUAUUAUUAAAAUCAGCGAAAAUGUUGCGUAGCCUGUCACGCGUUAGCGAAUUGCCAAUUAUUGUUAAGCAACUGCAAAAACGUUGCAAUAACAACAACAGUAGAAGUCGCACGAUCAGCUGCAACAACAAUAGCAACAAUAACAUCAACCGGAAGAGGAAUACAACCGGAAAUGGAGAAAGGAUACUACUACAACAACAACAACAAUCAUCAUCAUCACUGAUAUCUGUUAGAUAUUCAUCGUCGUUUUUCGGUUUAUUCCAGAAUGCAGCAUCAGCUGGUGUGGCAAAAACCAACAACUAUGCCACGGAGGCCACCAUACAAGUGAAUCGGCCCUUCAAGCUGCAUCGCCUGGAAGAGGGACCUGCCACGGAAGUAAAACUGACCAAGGAUGAGGCCCUCAAGUACUACACACAGAUGCAGACCAUCCGGCGACUGGAGACCGCCGCCGGCAAUCUCUACAAGGAGAAGAUCAUCCGCGGCUUCUGUCAUCUGUACUCCGGACAGGAGGCCUGCGCCGUCGGCAUGAAGGCGGCGAUGCGCGACGUGGACAACAUCAUUUCGGCGUACCGUGUCCACGGCUGGACCUAUCUGAUGGGUGUCUCGCCGGCUGGUGUCCUGGCCGAGUUGACCGGCGUCCAGGGCGGUUGUGCCCGCGGCAAGGGCGGCUCCAUGCACAUGUACUCCCCGAACUUCUACGGCGGUAAUGGCAUUGUAGGUGCCCAGGUGCCACUCGGAACAGGAGUGGGUUUGGCCUGCAAGUACAAGGGCAAUGGUGGCAUGUGCCUGGCGCUGUAUGGCGACGGUGCCGCCAACCAGGGACAGGUGUUCGAGGCCUACAAUAUGGCCUACCUGUGGAAACUGCCCGUGAUCUUUGUCUGCGAGAACAACAACUACGGAAUGGGUACUAGCUCGGAGCGUGCCUCUUGCAACACGGAUUACUACACUCGCGGUGAUGCUCUGCCCGGUAUUUGGGUCGAUGGCAUGGAUGUGCUGGCUGUCCGCAGUGCCACCGAGUUCGCCAUCAACUAUGUGAACACUGUGGGUCCGCUGGUCAUGGAAACGAACACCUACCGGUACUCGGGACACUCGAUGUCCGAUCCCGGCACCUCGUACCGUACCCGCGAGGAGAUCCAGGAAGUGCGUCAGAAGCGUGAUCCGAUCACCUCCUUCAAGGAGUUGUGCAUCGAACUGGGUCUCAUCACCGCUGAUGAGGUUAAGGCCAUUGACCUGAAGGUGCGCAAGGAGGUGGAUGAGGCCACUGCCUUUGCGAAGAGCGAUGCCGAGCUGGGAGUUAGCCAUUUGUGGACGGAUGUCUACUCCAACAACCUGGAGCCGAAGCUGCGCGGCACAAUUGGCUUCGAUCUGGAUCACAUCCAGGAGCGCAAGGGCGUCAACCACUAAAGCCUCUAAAAAGACGGGCAACGAAUCCGAUUCGGGGAACUCACACAGGACACAGGAGACAGGACAUAAGACAUAGGAUACAGGACUCGGACUAAGACUCAGACAGAUACAAAACACACACAUAAGCGAAAUCUCUAGCUCUUAAGCGAAAAGUUGAAGUUGAAAAGGAUAGAUGACGGAUGAGAACCCAAGAAACACCCAAGAGCACUCCCAAUAGUAAUCACAUCGUAGAGCACCACUAGAAACCACUGGGGCGGAGGAUGAGAUGCUGGAUUAUUGGAUGGACCGGGGGGGAUUACUGGAUUGGAUAUUAUAUUACGAAAGUGUUCAAUAUGGAUAAAGCGAAAGGUGUAAAUUGUUGAAAAUAUAAAUGCCUAGAAAGAAAAUUAAA